Molecule: messenger RNA, 5428 nt
Organism: Pristis pectinata (smalltooth sawfish)
Lineage: Eukaryota; Metazoa; Chordata; Chondrichthyes; Rhinopristiformes; Pristidae
Exons: 1
Coding region: 24-1334 (436 amino acids)
Source: RefSeq, a predicted model, not a curated record
UGCUAUGUGCCGGUCUCAGUGUGAUGCUGCACUGUGGCCGGGAUGUGGGGGACUGGACGAGGAAAGUCAUGGCUGUUGGCGGCCGAAGGUGCGACCGGGGUCUGGGGAAUACCUCGGGCUCCAUGGAAGCUGAUGUUCGGCAGGGGCCGGUUGGCCGUUGGGAAACGAACGGCCGGCGAGCGGCGCAGGGUGCGCGCAGUGUGGGGGGCGCGCCUGCGCCCUGCCCCCCGUCACUGGGGCAGGGAGCCCUGAGCAGAGUCAUUGCCGCACAGCUGGAGCCGCGGCUGCCACUGCUCCCUGUUAGAGGCAGUGCCAGGUGGGGACCAACAAAGGUUGGGGGCCGUGCAGUGGGACGCCUCUCCCAAAUCCUCGCUGUGUUGCCCUUCUACACCCCACUGCUAAAACCUGCGAAUGUUUCCUCAGCUGAGACACUUGGCAAAAAAUACCCAUCACUGAAGCCCAGUGAAAUGGCUGGGAGUAUGAAAAUGGCUGGUGACUGUGCCCCUUGGGCUGGGACCCUCGGUGACAAUGAUACUUACACAACUAAAGGGUUUACCAACUGUGGAAAGGUUUGGUCCUGUCCUGUGUUUUAUCAGGGGGUGAAUGACAACUACCGUAGUGGGCUUUGGAUCCGAACGUUUCAACGGUUGAUCAGCUCAAAUGCCUCUGCAUUGCUUCAGGACAGUAACCGAUACCGUCAUUGUCAUUCUACUGGCAUGAAAGCACUACAACAAUGCAGAAUGUAUGGCUAUUAUAAAGACGAUGAGAGUUAUUUUGGUAAAAAUAAUGCUGUCCCACUUCCACGAGGGAACAACACAGUGUACUAUAGUAUUUUGAAAGUCUCUCCAAAUGCCACACAUAGUCAGAUCAAGUCUGCCUACUACAAGCAAUCAUUCAUUUACCAUCCAGAUAGAAAUGCAGGCAGUGAAGAGGCAGCAUUGAGGUUUACUCAAAUCAAUGAGGCAUAUUCUGUGCUGGGCAGUGUGAGUCUAAGGAAAAAGUAUGACCGAGGAAUUCUGACUCCUGCUGAUUUGCACAUUGGUAAAAAACCUUCGGACAAAGGCCAGGCCUCAACAAUAAAACAAACAAAGACUGGAAGUUCAGAAGAAAAGUUAAAUGAUGGGAAAUCAAACUUCAAUUUUGAUGAGUUCUACAAGGCUCACUAUGGAAGACAACUGGAGAUGGAGCAGUUACUGCGCCAGAGAAGGAUGCAGCUUCGCAAAAGCAGGGAAAAUUUUGAGAAAAGAUGGAAUCUUCAAAAGUUAAUCGAGAUGAUAGUGAUUGUUAUGCUUAUUACAGGAUUUCUCAUCUUAUUCAGUUUCAGGAGCAAAUAAAGAAAGAAAGCUUCUUUAGGAGUUGACAUUGAGGGCAAUGGGUUGUCAUAAUAGCCACAACUUGUAAGAUCCGCUCAUGGUUGGUGUAGUUACUGCAUUCUUAUAAUAACAGCAAGAUGUUUACUGCUGCAAUCAAAUGUCUUGGGGGACAAAACAAAUGCAAAUGCUGAAAAGAGUGUGGAGUACAGAGCAGGCCAGGCAAUGUCUGUAAAGUGGAAAGGAACUGUUCUGAACUUAAUCUAUUUUACUCUUUACAGACUCAGAUUGGCCUCCUGUGCAUUUUUGCUUUAUUUAUAAACAGCUUCAUCUUGUUUCUUUUAAUAUUGCCAGUUUUUAUGUGCUUGUUUCAUUUGGGUGCAGUUUAAAAAUAGCUAUGCCUGCAUUGUAGCAGCAAAUAACAAUGGAUCCUGAAAAGACUUAAAACAACAGUUAAUUUGCAUCAGCUUUUUGCUAAAAAGGCCAGGCUAAGGGCAACUAAACAUCAGUGCAAAGCAAUUCACUCUUUUUAUAGAAAUUUCCAGUAAGGUCAUUUCUAUAAAAUUCUUUAUUCCUCUCUAUUCACUUCUCUCAGGAGCCAGAUUGGAUCCUCAUUCCGGAUCAGCACAAUGCUUUUAACAACAUUACAGAUGGAGUGUAGUUGCAGUUUCAGUUAGCUUUCUACCUUUACAGACUGUCUGAUAUCCUAAAUAUACUAAAUCAUCAUCUACAAUCCCUGUGCUGGCUAACAUUGGCCUCCAAUUUGGCAAUUGAUCCCUUGGAUUUAAAAAAAAUCUCAUUCUUUUAUCAGGUAUUUUCAGAGUCUUGCACUUCCCCAACACUCAUCCAUUCCAAUCUUAAAACUUUCAAAUGUUUGCACUACUCCAUAUCUACCCAUGUGCAUUCCCACUUUGGUUCCCUUGCCUUCAUUUCUCUGGGCUCUAAGAUCUGGGAUUUCCUCCCAAAUCAAUUGAUCUUCAAAACCUACGUCACUACGCUUUUAAUUGCUUGCAUAAAGUGUGAUUUGAUAUCAAAUUUUGUUUGACCACCUUGGGACCUUUUACUACUUUAAAGAUAUAGAUGUGCAGUUUGUCUAUUUAAACAUUAAUUGUGGGGUUCUGAGUAUGUAUUUUCAUUUUUCCUGGUGCAGUUACAUUUGAAACUUCAAUAUUAAGACAUAAACACUACUGGAGGAUUAGAAAAACAGAAAAUUUGACAAACAAGUGUAAUUAAUGAUUAUGAUGCAGUGAUUGAAUCUUCACAGUAGGCCAUUUAGCACUUUGAUGCUGUUCUGAUAUUCAAUGAAAUUAUGGCUAAUUUGUGCCCGAGAUCCAAUUGUCUGCAUUUGUUCUAUGUUUCUUCUAUCCUUGCCAAUAUAAACUUUCAAUCUUGGUUUUGAAAAUUUCAGUUGUCCCAACGUGUCUGACCUUACUGGGCAGAAGAGUUAUCCAUUUCCAUUACUUUCCUAAUUUUCCCAAAUGGCUAAGCUUUUUUUUUAAGGUCGUAGACUAUUUUCUGAGGCGGUUUCUCUAUACCUAACAUAAAAUUUUUGUGUUGUUUGAAACACUGUUUAAAUCAUCCUGCCACCAUUUUAAUGAAAUAAUUUCUCAUAAUUAAAUUCAUGGUUUAGCCCCUCUUUUUGCAGUUUACAUUUCUUUCAACUACUUCAUUCCAAAACUGAAUGCAGUACUCUAGAGGGCCACUGUUGAGUGAGACAUAAUUUGCUCACAUUUGUGUUUCAGUUCUCCACAUAUAAAGGGCAACAUUCCAACAUCUUACAGACAGUAACCAUAAAACAAUCGUUUGAUACAAGAUUUGACACAUAGAAAUGAGAGCCAAGGUUGAUGACUCAUCACGGGUUUGUUCCAAACCCCUUGUCACCCCUAUCCUUUUCCAACCCUUAUCUUUGUAACCUCUCCUACCCCUGCAGCCCCUAUAGAUAUUUUUACUACUCCAAUUCUGACCAUUUCAACAUUUCUGAUUUUAAUCACACAACCACUGGUGGCCUUGGUUGCAGCUAGCCAGACCUCUAACACCCUCCCUAAAAUUCCCUAUCUCUCUUUCUUUAACAUACACCACAGAAUUCACCCCGAUUACGACUGAUAAUCUGCAAGGAUAUCUCUAUGAUUUGGUAUCAUUUUUAUUGUGUAAUCCUUCCGUUAACUGUCGUAGGAUGCCUCACUACAUUAGUGGUGGUAUUCUUUUUCUGUGUCAUGUUUAAAGGAGGAUAUUUAAAGUUAAAAAGGCAAAAAGUGACUUUAUGGAUGAAGAUUGUCAAUUUUCAGUUAAAAAUCCUCCCAAAAUCAUUACCUGAGUUCUAAUGUAGGGCUCCCAAAUGACCAAGUAUCCAUGAAAUCCAUCCUAAUUAGAAUUAAGGCACUCGGGUGAGGAGGAAAUCCCAGUGGGUGGUAGAAAGUCACCUUGACUGGCAGUGUUAGCUGUAGAGUGCAGUGUCAAAUUGGCUAUGGGAAUUUUGGAGUGCCAUCGAUGGGUGAGGCGGAAAUAAGGAAGAUCUUUUCAGGUACAUGAGUUUUUUAGCCAGUUAAAUGUUAAAAGCAACAGUAGAUUCUACCAUAAAUUGCAAUCGAUCAGAUUUUAUCAAUGUUUAUAAAUUCUUAUUUUGUUUCAACCCUGAUGUAUUCUAAUACUGGUCCCACAAUACCCACUGGUUCCACAUUCCAAGAUGAUCCAUACAGUUUUUCUUUCCUGACAAGGAUUUAAUUUUCAAGUAAUUUACCAUGUGAGGGUGAGAUAGUUUGUAACAUAUUAAUGAACCUUCAUGCUCCUAUUCUUUGUAAAUCUGCUGCUCACAACCUCCUUUUCAUUCAUCACCUUUGUCCUUGCUGAUCUUCAUUGGUUCCUAGUAAGUUUUAAAUUUUUAUCCAUGUUCUCAAAUGUCUCCAUUGCUAUUCCCUCCUUGCCAAUUGUAAUCUUCUCCACUUUACAAUACUUGCAGUCCCCAAUUCUAGCCUCUUGAUCACCCUUGCAUUUAAUUGCUCCACAGCUGAUGGCUGCAUCUUCAGCUACCAACUCUAAAGCCCAGAAUUCACGACUUAAAAGAGGAUAGGUACAGAAAUAGUUUAACACACUCAAAAUCUGCCUCUGUGAGCAACCUUUUGGUCAUCCGUCUUAACAUUUCCACAUGACUCAAUAUCAUAUUUUGUUCAGCAAGGUUGUUGUGAAUUACCUUGGGAUGUUUUGCUAUGCAAAGUUGCCUCGGAGAAUUAUAAGUUAUAUCUUAUAUUCUGCUUUGUAUGCUUGUAUUUUGGUGGCCCACUGGCCAGAAAAUUUCAUUUUCCCGAGGCUGAUACCUGAGAAGUGGAUAAAUCCCAAGUCAGAAUCAGGAUUCAUCAUGUCAACACAAUGAAAUAUUAUUAGAUUAAUGGAAACAUGGACUUAUCCUUUGCAUAUAAUCUUUAACUCUGUGGUUUCACCUUUUCAGCUUACAAUGUUAAACCUUCAGGCAUUGUUAUAAAAGGAAAUAUACUCUUCUCUCAGAAGUGCAGUUAAUUUGCACAACAGUUUGAGGUCCAAGGUGGAGGGCAUUCUUCUGGGAGAUUGCUGGCAAUUUUUCUUUUUGAAAUGGAUAACAUUAAUCCACAAACUCAAUAAUGCAGAAUCUACCAACACGAUUUAUGCCCCACCAAAGUUAAAUUGGUGCUUCUGAAUACAGCAAUGGACAUGAAGUCUGCUACAUGCAAUUUUUGUACAAAAGUUGCAUCUUUUUCUAGUAAGCAAUAGUUAUACACAUUUUAUGACCAAAUAUAAUCAGUUAUGUGAGUGGCACUACAUAAUUACAUUGCUGCAAGUUAUAUUCUUUAGAAAAUCACCCCUUGACUUUCACUAACCACUUAAAAUGUGUUCUGUCAUAUAAGUGGAGCUAUUAAUGUACAGGCAUUAAGAUGUGCCCGGUGACAUCACAGUAGAACAGAGAUGAAUCUCUGCUUCAGAAUAUAUUAAUAAAGUUACAUCAAUCUAUACCUUACACAACAAUUAUAUUUUUACUAAGUUAUCUAGGAUGUUACGCUAUUUGAUUCUAAUUCAUUUGCAAGACUGUGCCUUGAGUGAGUGUGGAUGCCUUUGCUAUGAUUUUCUAUUUAUCUUAUGUGCACCCUUAC